Molecule: messenger RNA, 3020 nt
Organism: Gorilla gorilla gorilla (western lowland gorilla)
Lineage: Eukaryota; Metazoa; Chordata; Mammalia; Primates; Hominidae
Gene: CIMAP1A
Product: ciliary microtubule associated protein 1A
Exons: 7
Coding region: 298-1062 (254 amino acids)
Cellular component (GO): outer dense fiber; cytoskeleton
Source: RefSeq, a predicted model, not a curated record
CCUCUCCCCAGUUCUGUAAGCCCAUGAGGAGAGAGGAAGGCCUUUCUCUCCAUGCUCCUUUUGCGGGAACUCCCUGGCACCAAGGCCAGGGGGGAAAGGACAGUCUCUGAUGAGGAUGGGUCUCUAGGCUGCUCUGAGUGCUGUCCCUGCACUGAAGAAGUUAUAGUUCCCUCCCAGGCGGCCCCCUCCCUGCCCCUCAGCUCAGCCUCAAUCAAGAAGUUCCCCAUCUUUGAUCACCACUCCAAGUAGGAGAAACCGGCCCAGGGCUCCCUUAGAGCCGAGAACAGUGAGCUGGCCAUGACGGAGGAGGUAUGGAUGGGUACCUGGAGGCCCCAUCGCCCCCGGGGACCCAUCAUGGCCCUCUACAGCAGCCCUGGACCCAAGUACCUGAUUCCACCAACAACAGGCUUCAUGAAGCACACGCCCACCAAGCUGCGUGCACCGGCCUACAGCUUCCGUGGGGCCCCCAUGCUCCUGGCAGAGAACUGCUCCCCAGGGCCCCGUUACAAUGUAAACCCCAAGAUACUGAGGACUGGCAAGGACCUUGGCCCUGCCUACUCCAUCCUGGGGCGCUACCAAACCAAGACCAUGCUGACUCCUGGUCCAGGUGACUACUUUCCAGAGAAAUCCACCAAGUACGUGUUCGACUCAGCGCCCAGCCACUCCAUCUCUGCCCGGACAAAGGCAUUCCGAGUGGACAGCACCCCAGGCCCCGCUGCGUACAUGCUGCCCAUGGUAAUGGGGCCCAAUACCGUCGGCAAGGCCUCCCAGCCCUCCUUUUCCAUCAAGGGCCGCAGCAAGCUGGGCGGCUUCAGCGACGACCUACACAAGACCCCAGGUCCCGCAGCCUACCGCCAAACUGAUGUGCGGGUGACCAAGUUCAAGGCUCCGCAGUACACCAUGGCUGCCCGUGUGGAGCCCCCAGGGGACAAGACCCUCAAGCCAGGACCAGGCGCCCACAGCCCUGAGAAGGUGACCCUGACCAAGCCCUGCGCCCCAGUUGUCACCUUCGGCAUCAAACACUCUGAUUACAUGACUCCCCUGCUUGUUGAUGUGGAAUAACGCCAGCCCUGCUGUGCCCCAUCACACCCGGCAUCUACACAAGAUCCGCCGGGCCACAGAGCUCGAGGCUGUCUUCACCAGCUGGGCUGGGCCAGCCUGGCCCUGCAGGGCAGAGCACGCUUGUUUGGGCAAUUGUAAUCAGUUACUUUUUUUCUAUGCUAUUUUACCAUUUUUUAAUCUUGUUUUCUGCUGUGCCCAAAUUAUUAAUAAAUCAGAUUGCAUUAAUAAGGGUUUGUCUUGGUGGAAGGAUCAAGCUUUUCCAGAAAGGAGCCCCCAUAGGCUGUCAGCACUUGCCCACAAGGGGUCCCAUCCUGCCUUCUAGGGCCCAGGGUCUGUGUGGGGAGAGAUGGGAGGGCCUGAGUACCUUAGACACCCUGCUCCACACGGUCCCUCCUGAUGCUUUCUGCCUUGAACCCAAAGACGGCCACACCUGUGCUCAUCACCUCUGAGCAAUGUGGGUCCCUUCCCUUGAAUCUGGACUACAGCCUGUGGGUGUCCUGAGUAAUGAGGUAUGGCAGAAGUGAUGCCACCAGGCUCCCGAGGCCACGCACACAACAUACCAAGGAAACAGCUUCCGCCUGGACACCAGAGCCCACCCCACCCCCACCCUUCUGCCACGUGUCCAUGUUUGCUCCAGCACCAGCCAUCAUGUUGUGAGGAAGCUCAACCAUGGCGAGACUGAAUGCACCAUCCCAGGCAGUCGGCCCGGCCACAGGCAGUCAGCCUGGCCAGGCCCUCCACUCACCAGCACUGACCUCUGGACCUGUGAGUGAGCCUUCAAGUGAAGGCAGCCCCAGGACCACAUCUCCCAGUGAGGCCUCGACACUGUAGAGCAAAGACAGCCAACCCUGAAGCGUGCCCCGUCUCAAAUUCAAUGAGACAUGAUAAAUCACUGCUAUUUUAAGUGAAGUUUUAGGGUGACCUGUUACACAUCAAUGGGUAAUACAGGGAGUACAAGGAAGACAUGGACAGGGAAGGUGGGGCAUCCGCUGGGCCUGAAGAGGGGGAUUUCCAGAGGCUGCCCAAGAGUCCAAGGCCAGGCCUCAAGAAGUGGAGUCUGGAUUUCAACUCAGGCUUUCAGGGAGGUCACUUUAGGACGGGUGACCUCAACAGACACACUGGUAGGACCAUCACCUGCACCUGUAUAAAGCACAGUACAGCUGCUGACCUUCACUUUGCUGUGAUCGUGCCAGGCUGUGUAUUCGAAGCACUUCAUGUUUACUCUCUUUUUCUUUUUUUUUCUGAGACGGAGUCUCGCUCUGUCGCCCAGGCUGGAGUGCAAUGGCACAAUCUCAGCUCACUGCAACCUCUGUCUGCCAGGUUCAAGCAAUUCUCCUGCCUCAGCCUCCUGAGUAGCUGGGAUUAUAGGCACUUGCCACCAUACCCGGCUAAUUUUUGUAUUUUUAGUAGAGACGGGGUUUCACCAUGUUGGUCAGGAUGGUCUCGAACUCCUGACCUCGUGAUUCACUCACCUUGACUUCCCAAAGUGUUGAGAUUACAGGCAUGAGCCACCGCGCCCGGCCAACUCACUUAUUCCCUAAGUGGUGAUGCUAUCAGGAUCCCCAUCUGCGUUUCAGGAACUUGGGCAGGGAAGGGUAACACAGCAGGAAGUGGGUGAGUGUGGGGCAAAGGAAGAGAGGUCAGACUGUUACUGUACCUACCUAGAAAAGGAAGACAAAAGAAACCCCAUCUUGAUCUGUACAAAGAAAAAUUGUUCUGCUUUGAGAUGCCGUUAAUCUGUAACGUUAGCCCUAAUCCUGUGCUCACAGAAACAUGUGCUGUAUUAAAUCAAGGUUUAAGGGAUUUAGGGCUAUGCAGGGUGUGCCUUGUUAACAGUAUGUUUGCAGACAGUGUGCUUGGUAAAAGUCAUCACCAUUCUCCAUUCUCUAUUAACCAGGGACACAAUGCACUGCGGAAAGCUGCAGGGACCUCUGUCCGAGGAAGCCUGGGUAUUGUCC